Molecule: messenger RNA, 942 nt
Organism: Nannizzia gypsea CBS 118893
Lineage: Eukaryota; Fungi; Ascomycota; Eurotiomycetes; Onygenales; Arthrodermataceae
Product: chitinase 3
Exons: 1
Coding region: 1-942 (313 amino acids)
Biological process (GO): carbohydrate metabolic process
Cellular component (GO): extracellular region
Molecular function (GO): chitinase activity
Source: RefSeq, a predicted model, not a curated record
AUGCCACCAAUCCCAACAGGAGGCCUGGCUCGGCCGCGAGUGAUAUCCUAUUUCCAGACGUAUUUUCCGGAGCAUGGGACCUACGUCUCUUUGCUCCCGUUGUACACGAGCUCCAGCGGCAUAACGCAUGUCAUUCUGGCUGCGUUCCAUAUCAACGAGGACGCAGAGAGCAUUACGCUAAACGAUGACUCUCCGGAUGAUACCCGCUACGGGCCCCUCUGGGAAGAAGUACGCGUGCUCCAGGGAGCAGGUAUCAAAGUGCUGGGGAUGCUUGGGGGCGCUGCUAAAGGGAGCUUCCAACGGCUGGACGGGGAGGCUCAUACUUUUGAAGAAUACUAUACUCCCCUCCGUGACAUGAUCAAAAUCCGUGAACUCGAUGGCCUUGACCUGGACGUGGAGGAGGAGAUGUCUCUCGAAGGGAUCAUCCGACUCAUCGACCGCCUCAAGUCAGACUUCGGCAAUCACUUUAUUAUUACCCUUGCUCCCGUUGCAUCGGCUAUGGUACGGGGUCUACGGCAUCUUUCUGGCUUCGACUACUUUGCUCUGGAGGAACAGAGAGGAUCGAAGAUAUCGUGGUACCACACUCAGUUCUACAAUGGCUGGGGAGGGAUUUCAGACGUAACCGCUUAUGAAACUAUCAUGUCCAACGGGUGGCCAACUGAGAAGAUCGUUGUUGGGGUCCUGACGAACCCUCGGAAUGGGACCCAGGGCUAUGUUCCCUUGGAGACGCUGAAUCUGGUUUUUGCGACGUUGAUUCAAAAAUAUCCUUCGUUCGGUGGCGUGUCUGGGUGGGAGUACUUCAACGCUCUUCCUGGAGGAGAGGAGAAGCCAUGGCAAUGGGCGGCUAUCAUGUCCUUCAUCUUUGCAAUGAAAUAUCUUUAUGACACUGCGGUGGUUGGAGCUUUCCUGAUGGCCGUGAAUGGUGGACCGCAUAGAAACUGA